Molecule: messenger RNA, 1383 nt
Organism: Cordyceps fumosorosea ARSEF 2679
Lineage: Eukaryota; Fungi; Ascomycota; Sordariomycetes; Hypocreales; Cordycipitaceae
Product: RNA recognition motif domain protein
Exons: 3
Coding region: 1-1383 (460 amino acids)
Molecular function (GO): RNA binding
Source: RefSeq, a predicted model, not a curated record
AUGGCCAAAUCCGCAAGCAAGGUGGCAAAGCCUUCUAAGGCUGAGUCCAAGGCCGUCAAGAACGGCGGCAUCACCAAGGCCUCCCAGACCCCUAAGGCUAAAGCCAAGGACACUGCUAAGGCUACAGCCAAAAACAUUGAGAAGAAGAAGAAGGUCGUCGAGCCCGAGUCCUCUGAGUCUGAGAGCGAGUCUGAGGCCAGCGCCAGCGAGGAGUCUGGCUCUGACUCUGACUCUGACGCCUCCGAGGAGGAGGCUCCCAAGAAGGCUGUUGCCAACGGAAAGAAGAACAAGGCUGCUGAUAGCUCUGAUUCCGAGUCCGAGGAUUCCGAGUCUGAGGAGGAGAAGCCCGCCGCCAAGACCAGCGGCGCUGCUAAGACAAACGGCAAGGCCGCCGAGGAGUCGGACGAUUCUGAUAGCGACGACUCUGACUCUGACGAAGAGGAGGAGGAGAAGGCUGCCCCCAAGGCCAAGGAGGCUGAGGCCGACUCUGAUGACUCUGACGACAGCGACGACUCUGACUCUGAUGAGGAGGAGGAGAAGACUGAGGCUGCUCCUUCCAAGAAGCGCAAGGCCGAGGAUGAAAUUGACGAGGCCCCCAAGAAGGCCAAGUCUGAUGCCCCCACCACCCUUUUCGCAGGCUCCCUGAGCUGGGGCAUCGACGAUGACGCUCUGCAUGAGGCCUUCAAGUCCUUCGGCGGCCUCGUCAGCGCCCGCGUCGUCAUGGACAAGAACACCGGCCGCAGCCGUGGCUUCGGCUACGUCGACUUUGAGGACAACGAGUCUGCUACCAAGGCCUACGAGGCCAUGCAGGGCCAGGAGGUUGAUGGCCGUGCCCUGAACCUCGACUACGCCAACGCCAAGCCUGCUGAGGCCAAGCCUCAAGACCGUGCCGCAGAUCGUGCCAAGCGCCACGGCGACACCCUCAGCGCCGAGAGUGACACUCUUUUCGUUGGCAACCUGCCCUUUACCACUGAUCAGGAUGCUGUCCGCGAGUUCUUCGCCGAGGUUGCCGAGGUUGCCAGCGUUCGUCUGCCUACCGACCCUGAGUCCGGUAACCUGAAGGGAUUCGGCUAUGUUAGCUUCAACUCCGUUGAGGAUGCCAAGGCUGCUCUCGAGGCCAAGAGCGGCGCUUCCCUCGGCGACGGCAGAAUGUCCCGUGCUAUCCGCCUCGACUUUGCCGGCAGCCGUCCUCCUCAGAACGGCGCCGGCGGUGGCCGUGGUGGUUUCGGUGGUUUCGGUGGCCGUGGUGGUGGCCGCGGCGGCGGCCGUGGUGGCCCCCGUGGUGGUGGUCGCGGCGGUUUCGGUGGCCGUGGCGGCGGCCGUGGUGGCUUCAACUCUUCCCGCGGCGGCGGCUUCUCUGGCACCAAGAUCUCUUUCGACUAA